CGCCGUCGGGGGCGGGCCCGCGGCACAGCCAUGGCGGCUCCCGUCGUGCCGCAGAGCAACAGCAUCCGCAGGGCCGUGUCGCUGCUCAACGCCGUGGACCCAGGCCGGUUUCCGCGGCUCCUCUCCCGCCUUCUGCAGAAGCUGCACCUGAAGGCUGAAAGUACCUUCAGUGAAGAGGAGGAAGAAAAACUUCAAAUAGCUUUUUCAUUGGAAAAACAGGAUCUUCAUCUAGUUCUUGAAACUAUAUCAUUCAUUUUGGAACAGGCAGUUUAUCACAAUUUGAAGCCUGCUUCACUGCAACAGCAGCUACAAAGCAUUAACCUGGAUCAAGACAAAGCUGAAGCAUUUACUAGUGUGUGGGCAGCUGCAGGUCAAGAUACGAUUGAAAAGUUCAGGCAGAGGGUUUUAACCCCUCAGAAGCUUGAGACAGUUGGAUGGCAGCUUAAUCUUCAAAUGGCAGAGUCAAUGCAAGCAAAGCUGAAGUCUCCUCAAGCUGUGCUAGAGCUGGGAGUGAGCAAUGAAGAUUCAAAGAACCUGAAGAAGGUGUUUGUAGAAUUUAGCCAUCAGGAGCUGUUUGAGUUCUACAACAAGCUGGAAACUAUACAAGCACAGCUGGAUUCCCUUACAUGAUGUUUUUGAAGACUUAUUUCUCCAUUACUCUCCUGCCAUCUCAUUAUUUUGAACUGAAGAUAGAUUGCCAAGCUGUGUUUCCUGAAGGAUUCAGCACAGGUUGUUUCUUGUAAAAUUAUGUGGCUUACCUGCUUUUCAGAUCAGUACCACAAGCUAAGAGUCUGUGUCAAGGGUCUGAAGAUUCUAAUGGACUUUCUCUUGUUUGCUUAACAGCUGUGAAAAAUGUCCUCUUUACUUACAGUGGGGAAACACUCUGCCCAAUUCCUCUGCCCCACAAAUAAUGCUACCCUGCUUCAGAAAUAUUUUUUUCAUUUUAUUAUGCAUGUUACUUGGUUCUGGUAGAAACAUACAUGUUAGUGAGAGACCAGUAAAAAAACCCCUCUUUUGCAGACAUAAUUAUAGAAGUUGCUUACAACUUCUAUACACAGCUAAUAAAGUCUCUAUCCUUUUAAAACAAUAUUCACACAAUUGAUAAUGCUUGUUGCAGAUUUGUCAAAUUCAGAAUUUUGAAAGUUUAUUUUGGGGCUAGUCACACUUCAUUUCAUUAUCUUUGUUCUGUUUUGGUUUGGUAGGGUUUUUUCUUUGAAAUAAUCAAAAACAUCUCUGAUUUCAGUGUUUACUCUUGGCACUAAAAAUAAACAUGGUUUCUUAGCA
Messenger RNA from Lonchura striata (white-rumped munia), 1284 nucleotides. It is a transcript of the gene COMMD10, whose product is annotated as COMM domain containing 10. The record is from RefSeq and is a predicted model, not a curated record. NCBI's taxonomy places the organism in Eukaryota, Metazoa, Chordata, Aves, Passeriformes, Estrildidae.